Molecule: messenger RNA, 414 nt
Organism: Cricetulus griseus (Chinese hamster)
Lineage: Eukaryota; Metazoa; Chordata; Mammalia; Rodentia; Cricetidae
Source: RefSeq, a predicted model, not a curated record
AUGGCAGCGAACAGAGGAGCGGGGACCUUCGUAUCUUUCUUCCUGCUGUGCUGCUGGCAAGACGUGCAGCCCUGGCCGAAUAGAGAGCUUUCAGGUUCAAAAACUGAACAACAGCCAAGUUUAAAAAUUCUGGAUGAUGAUAUAGCUUCAGUGUUUGAUGAAAUUCUAUCCCGGGAGAUUUUGGAGCCAGGGAAAUCAUCAUAUUUUCAAAUUCAAAACCCAUCAACAACCUUAGAAUCAAAAUCAACGAAGGAUAAAAAUGAUGAGAAAGAAACACUUUUUCAGAUGAAAAGCCUUGAAGCUCUGGAGAAAAUCAUUGACACUAUUCGAAGAGCUAUUGGAACUCAUCUCAAGAAAAAACGAAAGUUUCAGAAAAGCAGGAGAAUCAGACAACUCCUGGGGAAACUAAUCUAG